AACGUAGUGUUUAUAUAUAUUCUUUGGAUGGUUGAUUCUGAGUUCUGACGUUUGUAAUUUGCAGCAAAAAAAUAACCUAAUUCGUAAACAUUAAAAUAAAACUAAAAAUUAAAUAUUUUAUUCCUUUUGAAUCUUACAAUUCAUGUUAUUUUUGUGAAUUCAAACCAGCAUGUUCAGCUUUCGUUUACCUUUGAAUAAAGUCAUCGUUGCGGGUCCUAAUUUACUUUACCAACAAACUAGGAAUACAUUUAUACUAAAGAGAAAAUGGCCUCCACCACUGCACAAGAAAGGUGGCAAGCCAUCCAAAUUAAGAGCAAGACACUUUGUGUAUGACUUAGUUGAAGACACUAAUGUUACAAAACAACCUGAUGUAAAAGUAAUUUUAAGCCAAUUUGUGGAUGGUGUUGGCAAUGCUGGGGAUGUCUUGACUCUACGUCCAACAAUUGCCUACAGAGAUUUCCUCAUGCCUGGCUUAGCAAUGUAUGCAAGCCCUGAGAACUUGGCUAAACACAAAGUAGAUGAAAAGAAACCUAAAAUUGAGUCUGAAUAUAGUUCCCCAUAUGUUCAAAGGACAUUGGGUUGCUUGUCACGAUUAGUAUUACAAAUAACAAUGAGCAAGACACAACCGUGGACUCUGGAACCUUGGCAUGUUAGAGUAUCUUUCAGAAAAGCUGGUUUUGUUGUACCCGAACAUGCAAUAACCAUGCCUCCAGUCACAAUUAAAGGACCAGACCUUUCCCUACAGGAAAAGGAAUUUGCUGUCACUGUUAAAGUAAAUAAUAAAGAAGAAGUUAAUGUGAGAUGUAGAAUUCAUCACUGGGCUACAGGUUUAGAGAGGCUGCCUUGGGUGCCGUACCAUUGGAAAGAACCAAAGGAAGCACUAGUUCCUGAACAAGCGUCUGUUCUAGAAAGCCUACCAUUACUUAAGUAGUAUAUAAUAAAUAAUUUACUUAUGAGUAGAUUUCUUAUAUUUUAAAUCAUAUAGAUUCAAUAAAAGUUGAUGAUGUGAA
This is a messenger RNA of Maniola jurtina (meadow brown), 1010 nucleotides long. It is a transcript of the gene mRpL9, whose product is annotated as 39S ribosomal protein L9, mitochondrial. Gene Ontology annotation, cellular component: mitochondrion; ribosome. Lineage: Eukaryota; Metazoa; Arthropoda; Insecta; Lepidoptera; Nymphalidae. The transcript is spliced from 5 exons. Gene Ontology annotation, molecular function: structural constituent of ribosome. Gene Ontology annotation, biological process: translation. The record is from RefSeq and is a predicted model, not a curated record. Bases 170 to 931 code for a protein of 253 amino acids.